This is a messenger RNA of Porites evermanni, 5932 nucleotides long. The record is from the annotation of a GenBank genome assembly. NCBI's taxonomy places the organism in Eukaryota, Metazoa, Cnidaria, Anthozoa, Scleractinia, Poritidae.
AUGGGGCAGCCCCUUUUAAAUUCUGGCCUCUGGGGAAGCUUUGCGUUGGCACGGCUAGCAGCAGUACUCAUGUCAAAAUACCUUCCACCAUCCAAGAUGCUGUGUUUAGAUUUGGCUGGCUGUCUGUUGGGAUCGGCUGUACUAAUUUCACAGAUCAAAGAUGGCGAUUGCAGUGCUGCAGACUCAACAAAAUUGUGGGUGGGAACAGUUAUUUUUGGCAUCUCAACAUCCUCAGUCUUCCCAGCUGGCAUAAGCUGGGCAGAGAAUUUUGUGACUGUAUCAGGAAGGACAGCAUCUCUUUUUCUAGUCACAUCAAGCACCGGUGGAAUGUUGAUUCCACUAUCUGUGGGUAGCACAAUAGGGGACACUGUGGGACCAUGCUCAUUAAUGAUCUGUGCUUUAGUAAUCAGUGUCUUGAUGACUGUGGUGUUUUUGGCAAUCUUGGCAGCUGCUCGAUACUUUAAGAGAAAAGGAAGCUUUGCUGGAAUGCUGUUUCAGCCAGGCAAGAGCAAAAGGGAAGAGCUAAGGGAUGGUCAACCAGAUGAAGUACAAGUUCUUCAACGCUUGGACAAGAACAAUGAUGAAUGUGACAAAGAAAUGGCCAUUUAGGAAACAAAUUUAUAUAGUUAUUUUUUUGAAAAUAAGUAAUACAAAUUUUUUCAAGCUUUUAUUUCUUAAUUUCUUUUAUUUUACUAAUUUAGUUUCAGCAUGUUAAUUUUCAACGUUUCAACAAGAACAAUAUAUAAUACCCUGAUUUCCACGUUCGUUCUCAAAAUAUCCAGGAUAAUAAAAACAAAAACUGUCCGGACGGUUUGAAAAAAACUGGCCGCGAACUCUUAAGAAUUACGGAACAAAAAAUACCUCUUGUACCCAGGGUAAAACAAUUAUGACGAAUCACUUGAUGAAUAUGACAAAAAAAUGACCAUUUAAGAAAUAAAUUAAAACAUUGUUAUUUCACGUACUUCAUUAAUGGGAGGCGGGAGGGGGUUGUAAGCCUAUAUGAAAUGGAAUUGCCCUGUAGGAAGUAUAGUAGAUCCUGUUGAUCUUGUAGAUCUUUUAGAUCCUGCGGCACUCUACAGGUGUUUUACGUGACAAUAAUUUUUCUCAACCAGUCAGUUUUCUGUUUGGCAUGCCUUUUAGUAUUUAAAUAAACCAACUACGCGAGACAAGCCAUGCGAACAACUUCGCAAAUGCUUAAAGCCAUGCCAGAUAGAAACCUCUGCUUGUAGGAAACAAUUUCCUUUUAGCAAGAACUUAAUAAUUCCAUCAAACUGAAGGGGACUGUAAUUUGCCAGUGGCUGUACAUGUUUGCCUAUGUAGCUUAGUAGCGAAGGGGAAAUUAUCUACCUCUCUUUAACAACCAAAUAUAAAAAUUAGCUAGCAAAAGUUGGGUGAACUUUGGUGUAUGUCUUUACAAUUAAAUGGGGAAAAACUAGCUCGAAAACCCUACCAAUGUCGGGAUCAGGACACACAAUAGAGUCUGUUUUCGAUUCAACAAUGCUGAUUCACAUAUCAGCAGGCUUGGCUAACAGGUCAACCGUUUUGCAAUCACUUGAAAGACGAAAGAAACAUAAUAAUAAUAAUUAAUUAUACCAUUCCAUUAUAUCUUCAUUUCCUUAAAUUUAGCUGUUUAUUGUUAUUUUAAUCGGUAACACCCGUUCAUUAAAAUCAAAAAUAAUGGUAAUAGUUUUGUUUCAGAAGGCCUUUCAAAACAGUUAAUUUCCCGAUCGCUAUUGGUGCCCUUUCGCUCACGUGUUUGUUAGCUCAAGUUACACUCUAGUAAAGGCGUCUACUGUCAGCAUUGCUUAGGGAGAAAUGAAUGCGUGACAAACGAACCCCUAGGGACAUUUGCGGGGAGGCUAGUUUUAGUUUUAGCUUUAGCUUUCCUUCCGUCUUAGCCUUUACGAUGUCUUAUCACUUGCGAGAUCGUAUUCCUCGUGAUUACCCAGGAAUGCACGAGGGGCAACAUGUUGAUGAUGACCAAGAUGAAUUUCAGGACAGGUUUUAGUACCAGCCACAGACGGCUCCCGUUUUGCCCUCUACCAACCAAGUUCAGCCCUGCAGUACUCCCUUUUCGGGGACUCAGACCAAUACCAGUGCCCCAAAUGAAGACGUAGUUGCACUAACCGCUGAGAUUGCACGGGUAGGAGCCGAGAAUGACGCUCUGGAACGCGAGACAGAGGUGGCCCGCCUGAAAGCCGAAUUAGUCACCCUACAACAACGGAAUGCACAACUACAAAAGCACAAACAGCUUCAGCCCAGCCCCAAUCCUACCAUUGUUGUUUUUGUUGUUGUUGUUGAUUAAUAUAAGUUACAGACAUAAUGUCAUCAAAAAACCAUCAAAGACUUUGGGGUAGUCAGUUGGGUUGAGUUUACGUAGUUAAAUCCCUUAUAUCUACCGACUCGACUAACUGCUCCUGGGUCUCUAUUUUGAAUAACAGUCCUGUCAACUUCUUUACUUGUCUCUGGAUGUUAAAAAUUACGUCUGGUGCAAAGUUUAAGGCAGCUGGCCAAGAUUGUGUUGAAAGAAAUGAAAAAUUAUUGCAUAAGAUCGUUCCACCAAAGGAGAUUUAGAAAUUCAAACUUGAAGCUAAUGUGUCAAUUAAGGAUAAAAUUCUUUUGAUUAUUAAAUUGAGAAGCCUCUUCAUUGAACAUCUUAUUUUGCAAUGGUUAAUCUUGAAAAUUAUGAGUCUCGGAAAAUUUUGAUCCAGUCUCCAAAGCAAUUGUUAUGAGUCUUGAAGUCUCAUAUUUUCCUAUUUUCCUUCAAUCCUGUCUCAGAGUCUUGAACUCUUUGCUGCACUCACUUGAAUUUUUUAGCAAAGUCUAAAAUAAACAUCUCCCAAGUUUGAUAAGAUCUUUAGCUGUUAUUUAAGGUGAUAUUUAAAGCUCUGCAUCUUAUUUGUUUUAAUUUAUUUAUUUACAGGGUGAAUGUGUGGCCAUCUAUGGACCUACCCUAAUAGAAUUGGCCUGCCACACAAGUACCAAACUAGAGAAUAUGUCAUAUGUGUUUAUGUCACGCUCAGUUGGUUACCUUGUGGGAAGCAUAAUUGGCGGCUGGUUGUAUGAUAAGUAUAAUGGCCAUGGAGUCUUGUCACUUUCCUGUGUUUGGAGCACUGCCAUGAUGAUAGUUUUGCCAUAUGCUACAUCUCUGGUUGGUUUACUUAUCGUAUACGCACUGUUGGGAAUAGGCCUUGGAGCGAUUGAUACAUGUAAGCAAAACUUGAGCUCACUUUAUUUGCUGCCAAGGGGGGGUACUCGGGAUUUCAAGGGAUGAUCGAAUGGAACCAAAAGUCAAGACCCAAAAAAACCCCUAGGGCUUCCAGCAAAACCCAAAAAAAUCCCUGGACCAAAAAUUGACCCCAAAAAAAUCCCAUGCCGAUUUUGUGGCCCUUAAAAGUUCCAGAAAGGGGUAAUGCUGUAACACAAAGAAAAACAUUGGAAAUUGAACACUCGCGUUUGUUUAUUCAUCAUACCUUCUGAAUAUAUCCUUUCCCUCAUCUGAUUCUUUUUAAUACCCCCAAAAAAUCCCUACUCAAAUCAAGCUACCCAAACCAAAUUUUCGCCCCCAAAAAAUCCCGGAAUCGAAAAUUUCAAACCCAAAAAAAUCCUUCCAUCAUCCCCGUCACUUGAAAUCCCGAGUACCCCCCCCCUGGGAUUUGCUGUAUUAAUUACCAUCAAUUUUAUUAGGUUAUAUGUUUCAAGAGUCUGUUUAAACUUACAGUAACCCCGUACAUAUGUAGUUCACUCUCAGUGUGGUAACCUAAUGAAACAUUCUAGGCAAAGAAGACCACAAGAGGAAAGCUAGCACAUCUAAGUUUUUUAUAGCUUUCAUUGAAAUGGUGACAAGAUCAGAUUUUUAAUCCACAGACUCAAAAAUCAACUUGUGCAGCAUGAUAUAAAGUACUAUAUAUUAACAGUAAAUUACUGGUCAGUACUGAGCUUUUAAUUCGAAAGCCACACUCACUUUUUUGUACACAGACUCGUAAGUAAAAACCAUUUUGUACAGUACUAACCAGUGCUAUGUUCAGUAAAAUACUGGUCAGUGGCCCAGGCAGACUCGCAAGAUCCAGCGCUCCUGGAUUUGAGUCUCAUUCUGGCCACUCCAAUGCUGGAUUUGUUCUUGGUUGUCCUGAGUUCAAAUUCUCGGCCACACUUAUAAUAACCUGCAAAUGGUUACCUCCUGCCAGUUGGGGUGUUUAUAACCCUGUUUUGCUCUAUUUGGAUUAUUUUUUCCAUCACGCUGACUACUUAGCCAUCCUGUCUGCUCUGGUCUCCUGAGGAUAAAGGUGGUGACUUGGUAGAAUUUAAUUUUCCCUUGCUAGUAGCUGGUGGCUCAAGUUGCUGGUUAUCACAGCUAAAAAAUAGAUGUUUGUACAACUGACUAAUGUAUUACUGAGUAGGUGCACUGGGGGCUUUCAAACCUUUGAUAAUUAAAUGUUGAUUCAGAUGAGUCUUCUGAAGGAAGAUCAUUGCAGAAGAAAGCCUGAAGGCUUUCUUUUUGCAACUGCAAAAGUGGUGUAUAUAACUGCGAUAAUCUUAAACGAUAUCCUUCACAUAAUUCUUCACUCCACAGUUCACAUAUAUAAUUUUCAUAUAUUCAUUUCAUAACUUCAAUAUAUACAUUGCAUAAUCAAUGUAUCAUACAUUAGGGUCUGCACAAUUGGGUGUUUGCAUGCUGCUCCAAAAAAGUGGUUGAAAGCUGCUUGUAUUUUGUCUAACUGGAAACAAAUAGCUGUUGACAAUGGUUCCAUGCUUGUUCUGUACUGUACUAUUUAUGUUCUCAAUAUACUACAUCAUUUUUCUUUUUUUUAUUGCAGGUGGAAAUGUACUUUUGCUAAAUGUUUGGGGAGAGAAAUCACCACCAUACAUGCAAGCUCUUCACUUUUUGUUUGCACUUGGUUGUUUCAUAGCUCCACUCACAGCUAAACCAUUCCUUCAAGAGAACAUUGUCCCUACAAAUAACUGUGUCAAUACCAACAGCAGUCGAUGUGCCAGUAAUAAUAGCAUAGGAGACAGUUCAAAUAACUUGUGCUUUAGCAAUUCCAGUGGAAAUACUUUUCCUGUUACAUGGGCCUUCUGGAUCUGUGCUUUUCCUCUUGCAAUCACAGGUAUUGGAUUCUUAGUAUUUGUUUUCAUCAAAUCAUGCAGCUUACAGGACAAGGAUACCAAGCAUGAGGAUGCUCCAAAGACCAAACAGGGUAGCUUGAUGUACAGAGUCACCUUUUUGUCACUCUUCUCUGUGUUCCUUCUGAUUUAUGUGGGUUUAGAAGAAGCCUAUGGAGGAUAUAUUUUCGCGUUUGGUAGCACAAGUAGUUUAAAGAUGAGCAAGGAUGGGGCAGCACUUUUAAAUUCUGGCCUCUGGGGAAGCUUUGCGUUGGCACGGCUAGCAGCAGUACCCAUGUCAAAAUACCUUCCACCAUCCAAGAUGCUGUGUUUAGAUUUGGCUGGCUGUCUGUUGGGAUCGGCUGUACUAAUUUCACAGAUCAAAGAUGGCGAUUGCAGUGCUGCAGACUCAACAAAAUUGUGGUUGGGAACAGUUAUUUUUGGCAUCUCAACAUCUUCAGUCUUCCCAGCUGGCAUAAGCUGGGCAGAGAAUUUUGUGACUGUAUCAGGAAGGACAGCAUCUCUUUUUCUAGUCACAUCAAGCACCGGUGCAAUGUUGAUUCCACUAUCUGUGGGUAGCACAAUAGGGGACACUGUGGGACCAUGCUCAUUAAUGAUCUGUGCUUUUGUAAUCAGUGUCUUGAUGAUUGUGGUGUUUUUGUCAAUCUUGGUAGCUGCUCGAUACUUUAAGAGAAAAGGAACCUUUCCUGGAAUGCUGUUUCAGCCAAGCAAGAGCAAAAGGGAAGAGCUAAGAGAUGGUCAACCAGAUGAAGUUCUUCAACGCUUGGACAAGAACAAUGACGAAUGUGACAAAGAAAUGGUCAUUUAA